Messenger RNA from Cladophialophora psammophila CBS 110553, 1446 nucleotides. RefSeq lists its product as uncharacterized. The coding region runs from base 1 to 1446 and encodes 481 amino acids. NCBI's taxonomy places the organism in Eukaryota, Fungi, Ascomycota, Eurotiomycetes, Chaetothyriales, Herpotrichiellaceae. Gene Ontology annotation, molecular function: DNA-binding transcription factor activity, RNA polymerase II-specific; zinc ion binding. The transcript has a single exon. Gene Ontology annotation, biological process: regulation of DNA-templated transcription. The record is from RefSeq and is a predicted model, not a curated record.
AUGGCGCCGAGAUGCAAAGAUCGACGCUGGAUCAUCGAGGAACAGCAAACCAUCGAGAAUAAUCUGCCUGUGCAAGACCCGGAAAUUGCGCUCUUGUCACCAUCAUGUUCACUAAACAGUGGUCCAGUUCCUCCGGGUCCCAGCAAUAGCAAAAAUUGUCCCAACAGACGAGCGUAUCAUCCCAAAGUCGUCACUGGUUGUCUCACCUGUAAACGGAGACACUUGAAAUGCGACGAGACCAAGCCAAAUUGUCUGAGAUGCAGGCGCAGCAGCCGUCAGUGUGACGGCUACAUUGUCCGCAAAGCUUGGAUUUUCGAACCCUCUGGAACCAAGGUGUCAGAUAUGUCUGCCAAUUCCGCGCUCCUGCAGAAGGAAAUCUCAACGGAACAAGGGACAGAUCUUGGGACCUGGGCUUUCCAGUACUUCUGUGAAGUGGCCACGCCCGCCAUGGCAGAAUGGACGUUUGCGAGCAGCGCCCAGGACUUUUGGUUCCGUCAUGUCCGACAAUGCGCGACGUCGAUACCGGGGGUUCGUCACCUCGCAGUCGCCCUCGCCGGCAGGCAUAAGUGCACGUCUAAUCUGGCUCCGGACGAGCCCUCCUUUGCAUCGGGACAAUAUCUCCAAGCUUUGUCCUGGCUCAUUCGAGAAAAGGAGGCAAUUUGUGUGGACACGGUGCUUCUGUGUUGCAUCUUGAUAGCCGUUUACGAACAUCUGGAUCCACAUACCGAGUGUUAUGCGGGGUUGUCACAUCUCGCCGCUGCUUUUCGCAUCAUGAACGACCCUAGUACCACGUGGACCUCUGCCACCAGAGCCAUGUACUCCAUAGCUCUACAGGUGGAGACGGCGGUUUCCAUCUUCAGAACUCCCAUCGUACUUCCUGGUGCUGAACCGACGGUUGCCUUCGACCAGAGCAUCCCACAUCUACCAGAAGCAUUCCAGAGUGCUGCUCAAAUGCAACGAACGUUCUUCGAGAUCUUUCGCUGGCGGUUUUUAUAUUCCCUCUACCACAGAGAAUGGACCAGUGAUUGUUCUGGCUUUCACCAGCUCCACAAGUUCAUGCGGCAGUGGUACGGACUAGUUUGCAAUUUUAUCUGUAGAUUCAACGAAGAGAACCCCGCGAGCGAAGACCUCCAGCUCGCCAAGACAAUGUCAGUCCAGUUUCGGAUGAUAUAUGCUGCCCUCUGGUAUUCGAUCAGUGACAAGAACCCCAAGCAUCAGCGUCCCGGUCAUGCCAAUUUGGUUGGCUUGUCGGAUUCUGACGAAGUGACAGUUUUUGUCCCUUUCAAGGUUGACCCGCAGUACGACAACCAGGGUUUGCGGCUAGAAUCCGGUACAUGUCACAAGCCAACCGGAAUCUGGCCUGUUAUUGAGAUCAUCGGGUCUCCUGAUCAGUCUCGAUAUGUGCGAUUCACAGCAUAUGCUAGCGCCGGUGGGUCAGCAAGGUGA